Molecule: messenger RNA, 2155 nt
Organism: Purpureocillium takamizusanense
Lineage: Eukaryota; Fungi; Ascomycota; Sordariomycetes; Hypocreales; Ophiocordycipitaceae
Exons: 5
Coding region: 263-1948 (561 amino acids)
Biological process (GO): regulation of DNA-templated transcription
Molecular function (GO): DNA-binding transcription factor activity
Source: RefSeq, a predicted model, not a curated record
UGCAUGCCGCCUGCAUACGCCGUGCAACCUUCGGGCGGAUAACCUGCCCCAAGUCGAUUGUUACACGCCCCGUCGCAGGCGCGCUAAGGGGGGGAAGGAGGAUCCUUCAGAAUCUACCUACCUCGGCGGGUGAGGUGCCACGCUAUCUGGUGCAACCCGAAGCUGAAGCACCUUUCCGAUCGACGCUUUGCUUACAUGUAACGGCAGCACUUUCACGGGACAUGUUGUCACUGUUAUAGCAACCACGACUUGCAUUCAAACAAUGGCCCCUACAUCCUCAAACCCUGGACCGUACUCGCUCCCCGACAAGGACGAAGUGCAACUAUCCGCCGAAGACGACUGGACCAGAGUCAAGGACAGGAAGGAGAAGAAGCGGAUUCAAAACCGCGUGGCCCAGCGCUCAUAUCGGAGUCGCAUGAAAGCUCGGCUUGGAGAACUCCAAUCCCGCCUGCAGGCUCACGAAGAGCAAAAGGCAAAAGAGGAAGCGGAGCGCUGCGAUCCAUCACCACUGUCCCCUCCAUCAUCAUCCGCCGCAACUUUGCACCUCACCAGCACGCCUCCGUCUGGGAACAAUGGUAGCACAAACGACACUGAGCCAAGCUCCAUCAACUCUGCGUCGCCACCAACACCACCCCUGGCUAUCGGCGACCUGAAUACCAGCCAACAGGACGCCAAAGACAUAGAUCAUUUUCAACACCAAAUCGACAUGGCCGGCCAUGACGACAGUAAGUGGUUUCUCGACUCGGCCCCGCUCAUGCAGCACGGAGACACCUCGUCUUAUAUUCAGCCAUCGAUCCCAACGCCUCCUGUCUCCCUCGGCCAGUGCCCACCGAUUCCCGUUUAUAUGCCUGAAGGGCCCCGAAAUGACCCCGAUGGGCCAGCGAGCUUAUCGCAAUCAAUACUCCAGGAUUGCCUUCGUUUUCAAAUGCAGCUACUGGCCAAGAUCAACAACCCGUCUGAAGCAUCUUCGGCUGCGCACAAGGCCGAAGUAUCGGCUGCUAAAUCACCUGGACCCCUUCAACAGUCACAGUGGUCGCCCUGUGCAACGAAUUCGGCCGCAGCCGCGCAGAGCAUGAUGUCGAGUACGAACAUGACUCGGGGUAACUCUUUCAGCGUCUCGCCUGCAGACUUCCACAAUUUGGAUGAUAUGAUGGAGUUGACAUCCACCGGCGACCUGCCCCAUGCGACCUGGAGGUCGAGCCAUCAAUUCUCGGGUCCGGAGACUACACCGCGUUCGCACACCGCAGACAACGCAACACAACAACAAUCGCCGAUUAGUCAUGACCCGCCAUCAGUCACUCCAGAUGAUGCGGUGCCCGAUCGCCACUACGCCUUUGCCGCAAAAUCCUCAUCCUCGACACAGGGAUCAAGUCUGAGCAUCGAGGACCGCCUCGAAGCAGCCAUUGAAGGCUUAGAAGCCCUGGGGUUUAACAACGUCGACUCGUUUGCUGAAGCAUACUACAACUCCAGCUUUGACGAAUCAUCACCAUUAGCAGCUGAGCAGUCCAUGAGCCGAAAGCGCCGAUUGCCUAGGCUUCUCUCACAAGUACUGGAUUCCGCUCAGUCAUGGGACCCCUGGGAGCACAGAGGCCUCAAUGAAGAAAUUCUUAGAACAGCGGAGUCUCUCCUAGUGGCCGAGGGGAAAGCCACGGACGAGAAGUCUUUAGAGGCAAGUAUAGAUCGUUUAAUACAGACUACAGAAGGCCCUAGCAAGCUCUCUUCGUCUGCCUCAGCAACAACGCCACAGCAAAAUAUCACGGUAAUGAAAAAAGCAUUACAAAACGAGCUACCGAACCUUUGGUCGGUGAUGAUGGCUCUCGCUGGCGGAAACCGCGUUUCCAGACAGCGUGACAGGUCAAACAUGGUCCUCGCCGCCAUGCUCAUUCUGCACUGCUCAAACAAAAUGACGAAACAAAAUCUGUUGGCAUUUUUGGAUGUCUGUCUAUAAUAGCUUUUAAAGACUAUACAGUGGCCCGGCUGUAUCGCCGGAUGGGAAAACAAGCUAUGAUUGAUGAGGAGGGCGGGGAACUGAGAAUCUCUACAGUGCUAUACUAGAAUGGUCGGGUUCCCUUGCGUCUUUAAGAUAUCAUCUGGGACCUCUAGAGCUGUUUGCUGCCCAGAACCUAGUCAGACAUAUUACAAAAGUCGCGAGGGC